AUGACCGGAGCCACCGACAACACCGCAAGCUCUGCCAGCAAGGACAGUCAAAAAACUUUAUUCCCUCCCGACAGCCGCAUUUCGGGCGUUUCUUCUAACGGUGCCAAGCACACCUGUUAUUGUGCCAUGCACUUAAAGCGCGAAGAAUCCGACGAGCCCUCCUGGACCGGCGGAAUACCAAUGAUCAGCAACGAAAGACGCAGCGCUCGUAUCCACUUUAGCGAUAGAGAGCCUACUAUAUUUGAGUUUCCCUGCGCAGGAUCGGCGGUCAUCCUCAGCUUUCGAGAUGACGAGUCAUAUGAUAAAGAGGAGCUGAUAGGAACAGUCACGAAGGCCGAGCUCAGCGAAAUGGGGCUUUGGCCUACCUAUCGCGACAGCUUCAAAACUGUCACAGGCUUGGAAUACGGCUUUCUUGUUGAAGGAGAAUUCAAGAAUUGUUUCGAAGGCAACCCCAUCAUGACGAUCGACCGUACAAAGAUGACCGACCAACGAACUUUCAAAAAUUGUUUCAAUGACUUUUAUGACAAGCACGAUCCAAAGUCCAGGAGUGAUUCUUUUCGGGACGAUUCGAGUGCCGGGAGAGAAUCUGAUCGGGACGAUUCGAGGGCUGGGAAUGAAUUUGAUUGGGACGAUUCGAGGGCUGGGAGUGAAUCUGUUCGGAAGAGCAAGCGCUUUUUCAAGAGGGCCAAUGAUGCCAUUGCUCGUCUACUGCAUUGA
Messenger RNA from Cryptococcus amylolentus CBS 6039, 717 nucleotides. RefSeq lists its product as hypothetical. Bases 1 to 717 code for a protein of 238 amino acids. NCBI's taxonomy places the organism in Eukaryota, Fungi, Basidiomycota, Tremellomycetes, Tremellales, Cryptococcaceae. The record is from RefSeq and is a predicted model, not a curated record. The transcript has a single exon.